Molecule: messenger RNA, 1056 nt
Organism: Helianthus annuus (common sunflower)
Lineage: Eukaryota; Viridiplantae; Streptophyta; Magnoliopsida; Asterales; Asteraceae
Product: probable E3 ubiquitin-protein ligase RHY1A
Exons: 4
Coding region: 136-846 (236 amino acids)
Source: RefSeq, a predicted model, not a curated record
AUGGGUCAGUUGCGUCAAAAUUCAAUUCAAAAACAAUAAAUAAAUUCCAAAAGUAAAUCUACUUUUUCCCCUUUCUAUUCGCCUUUACCAAAAAAUCAACAAAUUUUCAGACAAUCUUCACAGGUAUUCUAUUGAAUGUCGAAGCUAUUGCACAGCAGAAGAAUACGAUUUGGUGCUCGAAACGACGUCGUAGACGAUACAGCUUUAGAUUCCUCUCUAGCUGACGGAAAUUCCUACCGCCGUAGCGCCACCACCCACCGUCGCCAUCAUCACCGCCACGAUCUCGGUGGCUGCAACCCUCCCUCACGGCGUCUCCACCGCCUUCACCUCUCAGAACAUGAAGAAGGUGUUAAUCAACCUCACUCUGGUAGCAUAAUAAAUUCAGAAGAUUUCAGAAGCAUACAUCGAUGGGGGGCAACGGAGAACGAUAGGCUUCCCGGAGUUGUAUUACUUGCAAGGGAAAGACUUGUUGAAAGAUUGAGAGGUGUUAAUAUCUCACAAAACAGGCAAAACACUAGGUCUUCUUUCAGCAUCCAUCAAGAUGACUUCUCAUUUAACAGUCUGCCAAUGUCAUCAAUGACAAAAAUGCUCCCACCUGGACUGUCUAAACAUGAAUUGAAUCGUUUACAAUUGACGGUUUUUAACGAAGGAAACAACGAAACUUCAAGUGCAUCGAGGGAGUGUAGUAUUUGUCUUGAAGGUUUUGAGCAUGGUGAUGAGCUUAUAAACCUGGCUUGCAUGCACCGAUUCCAUUGCUCCUGCUUGUUUCCAUGGAUUGAGGUAUGUGGGGCCUGCCCAAACUGUAGGAAAGACAUAGUUGUAACUAGUGAUAACCCUGUUUCUUGACUAUAAUGCCUCCUAACCUACACGCGGAGUUGUUUGUAUGAGUGUAUUUAACAUAAACUUAGUGUAGUUUGUAAGAUUUAAGUAAAUGAAACAGAGAUCUUGGUGGUGUUUGUAAUACAUGUUGAAGGAAUAGUUGUAUUAAUGUCACUUGUACUAAACUCACAAGGGUUUCAUUUAAAGAAAAUCAGGAAAGUAGUCAUAAGAUAUGAA